AUGGGGCGGCGGCGGCGUUGGGUGGGCCAAGUGGCCGGGACCCGGGCUGGGGCCCUGCCCGAGGCCAUCGCCGCUCUGAGUCGGACGCUGUCCGCAGGGCCCAGCCCCGAGACUUUCCGUCGCGCCAAGUUCGACUUCCCGGAGGCGGCCCCCCCGCUCUGGCGCCUGCUCUUCUAUGUGCUCUCACCGCUCUCGGAGGACGACAUCGCUGCCUCGCUAACCCCCGAGGCCCGGGUCCGCUUGGUGAAGUCAGCAAUGCGCGCCCAGGGUUACCCUCGGCUGGCGUUCUCUCGGCUUCCGGAGGAUGGCUCCCAGGGCAGCCGCGAGCUCCUGCUGGCCCUGUCCUGGCUCCUGGCCCGAGGGCCCCUGCUCGAGCGGCUGCUGGCCCGGACUCGCGUCCGGCUGGGGGACGAGAUGCCGGUGUGCGAGUGUGAGGACCUACCCUGUGGCAGGGCCAGCCCUGGCCCGCCUACCCUCUGCAAAGACACCGAGGGCUGCGUGGACGUGCGCCAUGUGCAGUGGCUGAUGGGAAAGCUGCGAUUCCGGUGGCGGAACCUCAUCUGUAGUCAUCAGGCGCAGUGCGCUCUCCUGAGCAAGAUUCAUGAGUACACCCUGGGCUGCCACAGCGACCAGAGCCUCAACCAUCUUUCUGCUGCCGAAACGGAACUGCUCAGGGACCCGGAGGGUGGCCAGCAGCUGCUGCAGAUGCUGGAGUUUGAGAACAUGCGCUUAGAGGCCGCUCUCGAGUGGCGGCGCCUGGAGCAGGUCUUCUGGCAAUGGAUGGACACGGUCCUGGGUGCCUGCCCCCCGGACUUCCCCCACGCUGGCUCACAGUCCACGUUUCUGCCCAGCAUCCCUGACCCAGGGGCUGGGGAGCUGGACCUGGUAGCUCGGGAGCUGCAGGCCCUGCAGGUGGAGCUGCGGGAGGCCGUGGAGGUGCGGCGGGCAGCGUGGGAGGCCCAGGUCCGGGGCCUGAGGCCUGAGCGCAGUGCCGAGAUGCGGGCCUUGAAGGAGGCUGUGGGGCGGGAGCUGGCGACCCUGCAGCAGGCCUGGGAGCGAGAAGGGGGCCCGGUCCGGCCCCACAGGCCCCACCGACUGGUGAGGAGUGAGGCCGGGGCUCUGCCAGGCCAGGGUCUGUGGGCCGCUGAGGCCAUUGGGGCACUGAGGAACAAGGAGGCCUGCCUGGAGGCGGUGCUGUGCUGGCUGCAGGGACAGUGUCAGCAGGAGCUGGCCAGGUUGGCAGGAGCCCUGCCGGGAGUCAUCUGGAUCCCACCACAUGGACGCUGAGGACUUCGGCUGCAUCGUCCCCAGUGGGAACCUGGCUGGCUAAUCCUGCCCUGGUGACAACA
Trichechus manatus latirostris (Florida manatee) is the source of this 1349-nucleotide messenger RNA. RefSeq names its product tubulin epsilon and delta complex 1 (gene TEDC1). Lineage: Eukaryota; Metazoa; Chordata; Mammalia; Sirenia; Trichechidae. The coding region runs from base 1 to 1287 and encodes 428 amino acids. The transcript is spliced from 8 exons. The record is from RefSeq and is a predicted model, not a curated record.